ACGCGGGCCGUUAGAGGAGGGAGGGUGCGGAUCAACUCUUCACGUGGCGGUUGUGCCGCCGGAGGAUUUGCACAUGUGGACGCUAGAAGUACACGCAGGUUUACGGUACAAGGAACGCUCCAUGUUUCCAUCUCCCGUGGAGGUUUACCAUACCUCGGCCAGGUUUCUCGGUUUCUCGGUUUCUCGUCACUGCCUGCCACGAAACCGGGCCGUCUCCAUGUCCCGCCUCCAUGUCCCGCAUCAAUGAGAUGGCCGCAGCCCGCAGACGACGAAACAACAGGCCAUCUCCGCAUCACCAGCCCCAACCCCAGCCUCGAUCCCCGCGGUCACAUGUUGCCCGUUCACCGACGGCCUCGCUGCAAAAACUGCCGGAUGUUCAAGCCCAUGACCGUCUGAAUCUCCCGUUCGCGGGCCUUUCACCCGAACAUUCGCCCCGACGACCUGUCCUUUGGGGGUGUUUACGCAGGACGGCGCUAUUUUUCCGUCUGCUGAUGAGUGCGGUACACACCCCCAUAUUCCCUCCCCCAAAGAGGCCCCGGGUCAGCAGGGGGGCAUCAGAACCGCGGACUUGGGACUGGAAUCGAAUGAGGUUUCCGGGGUGGUCGAUGUUACCCCAUACCCCGGGCUCUGGACGCGGGGAAGUUGUCAAACGAUGCCGUGUGGGUGGUGGCAGGGAAUAGAACUAGCCUGAUAGCAGAGAUGAGAGACCUCGGGUGGAAAACUUG
This is a messenger RNA of Ilyonectria robusta, 725 nucleotides long. RefSeq lists its product as uncharacterized. The record is from RefSeq and is a predicted model, not a curated record. The coding region runs from base 231 to 680 and encodes 149 amino acids. The transcript has a single exon. Lineage: Eukaryota; Fungi; Ascomycota; Sordariomycetes; Hypocreales; Nectriaceae.